CAAUGGAUUUUGCAAAAUGGUGGUAUUAAAUAGCACUAACUUCAACCAGGUAGUUUAUCAAGAACAGAAGGAUAAACUAUGGCUGGUGGAGUUUUACAACCAUUGGUGCGGUUACUGUAUACGAUUUGUAGCUGUGAUGAAGGCUUUUGCAACUGAAGUGUAUGAUUGGCGAGAUGUAGUCAAGGUAGGUGCUAUCGACUGUGCAAAUUCAAUGAACAAUCAAAUCUGCCGAAAUCAUGAAAUCAAAAGAGUACCGUCAAUCAAAAUCUUUCCUCCACACUCAGAAGAAAACUUUGUAGGAUUAGAGUUCGGAAAGGGGUCAGAGACUACAGUUUCUGAAAUGAGAGAAAAACUUGCCCAGAUACUCAAAUCCUACCAUAACAGUCAGAAGGAAAUCAGCGGACCCGUAAAUUUGGAACUUUUUAAGCAUUAUGAAAUAGAAAAGCUACGGAGCGAGAUGAUGCCUCCAGUUACUUAUCUUAUGCUUGUGUUUGAGCCGAAAGAUUCUCUGGUUGGAGCUCAAGUAGCUUUGGAUGUCUCUAAAACUCCAGAGAUAAGAGUGCGAUUAGUGCAUCCAAGAAACACAAAUCUUACACAUUUGGUUGGUAUGGAGGAGGGUAAGAGUGGUGCGGUGAUUUUACAAAGACAUUAUCAACUCUCUACACAUUCACAUUCAAACUUUUCAGAAGGUUUGUUAGUAGAAAACAAUGAUAUACCAAAGGAAGAUUUAAAUGUGAGUGUGUUGGAAGAGGAAAUUAAAUUAUCUUCACAAGCUGAUCAAGCCAACGAUAUUAAUCAAAUAACAAAUAUCUCACAGUUUGAGUUCAUUCCGUUAGAGACUAAAAACUUUACCAGGGACGGAUUGAAUAAUGCAGUACGAAAAUUCUUGCGUGAACACGGUGUCGAUAUAGCUGCAGAGUUACCUAAAACGCCAAUCAUUCACACAAACGUUUCAGUUGAUGAAAUCAAGGAAGCCAUGAGGAGGGAAGAAGCGCUGAAACGAGAACUCAACGUAAAACAUUUGUCCUCAGUUGUUUUCCAAAUGGAUAUAGAAUCAGCUUUAGAAUAUGCCUUGAAGGGAGAAAUAACAUUGAAACAAAACAUUACCGCAUCUCAAUUGGAAGCGUUGAGAGACUUUAUGUCAGCAGUGAUAAAAUAUUUUCCCUUUCAAGGCCAAGGGAAACAAUUUUUCAAAGAAUUGAAGGAAAUUGAGUUGGAUAACAAGGAUAGUGUUUGUGGAGAAGAUUUUCUCAGAACCUUUAAAAAGUUAGAAGAAAAAUACCGUCCGUUUAUGCCAAAUCUAGAAUGGGUUGGAUGUCGAGGGACUAUACCAACACUCCGAGGGUACCCUUGUAGUUUAUGGACCUUGUUUCACACUUUAGUCGUACAAGAAGAUCUUCAAGAAAGUAACUCUACUAAACUCCAAUCAGAGGCUCUGAAUGCGAUGACUGGUUACAUCAGGAACUUCUUCUCUUGCAGUCCGUGCGCUGAGCAUUUCAAUCAAAUGGCAAAAACCAUUGACGGAAACGUAACAUCACAGAGAGAUGCUGUUAUGUGGUUGUGGAAAGCUCACAACAACGUGAAUCUACGACUGGCAGGAGAUGAAACAGAAGAUCCCAGACAUCACAAAGUCCAGUUUCCAACCAAAGACGCUUGUCCUUCUUGUUACUCUCAGGAUGGAUCGUGGGACGAGACAGAAGUUUUUACUUUCCUCAGUAACAUGUUUACCAACAUUGUUUUGUUCAAUCCUCAUGACUUGCCGUAUUAUGUAUCUACUACGUCCAUACCAACAUUGUAGUUAAAUCUUUUGAUAACUUAAAUAAUAUCCAUAAUAUUACUUAAAAGAGUCUUCACAUAAUAUGUAGUAGGUAGAUGAAAAACUGUAUGAACAUUCUUUUGUAACAUAACUCAAUUUAAUUCAAGGUCUAAUAUUUAUGGCGGAAAAAAUUGUCUUGAAUCAAAUAAUCUUUGAACUGUAUUGUAAGUUAUGCCAUUAUUUAUAUUUGUUAUGUAUAUUUUCAUUUUGUACUAAGCUUGAUAUCGUAGCCUGUACAUAAUUGGUACAUGUUGUAUAUUAACUCUAUAUUAUAAGAAAUCAAUGACUAACUAUUUACUGUAUAAAAACUUAAGUCUUCUUAAAUAACUAUUUAUUUAUCUACUAAAUUAUCCACUAAGAGCAGUUUUUUUAAUCACAGGUUUAAAAGCACACAGGUUGAAAAUCAUGAUUACAUAGAAUUACUUAUAACAUAUUACAUGU
Macrosteles quadrilineatus (aster leafhopper) is the source of this 2257-nucleotide messenger RNA. Its product is annotated as sulfhydryl oxidase 2-like. Gene Ontology annotation, biological process: protein folding. The transcript is spliced from 2 exons. Gene Ontology annotation, cellular component: Golgi membrane. Bases 17 to 1798 code for a protein of 593 amino acids. NCBI's taxonomy places the organism in Eukaryota, Metazoa, Arthropoda, Insecta, Hemiptera, Cicadellidae. The record is from RefSeq and is a predicted model, not a curated record. Gene Ontology annotation, molecular function: protein disulfide isomerase activity; flavin-dependent sulfhydryl oxidase activity.